AUGUCCUUUUCAAAAUUGUCGCAGUUAAUUAUAUUUUUCUUUGUUUCGAUAUCUGCACUUUCCAAUUACUCUGCAGCUCACAAUUCAGGAAUUCGAGUAAUAAAGCGGAGAACGCUGAUGGGUUUUAAAGAGACGCCAAAUGGUGGAAAUCUCACAUUCGAUUGUUCACCUUCUGGCCCUUGCAUUCCCUGCUCUCGUUCUGAAAAGAAUGAUGAAAAAUAUCGCUGCAGCGAAACUGGAUAUCGCAUUCGCUUGAAAUGUCAACCAACUGGGACUAGUUCUAAAAAGGAAAAAAGCCAAAAAUUAGAAAACGGGCGAUCUGAUCUUGAGACCGAACAGAUUACUAUUUCAACAAGACAAAGAAGUCUACUAGAUGAUUCAUCCAAAUCAAAAGGUGGUUCUAACUUUUAUAUCACUUACAGAAGCUGUAUACCUGCAGUAAAUGAAGAAAAGUUGUCAGUACUUGAUUUUGAGGCAAUAAUGAUGGUUCUGCUGAUCAGUAGUGGUUCGUUUAUAUACUACAGACGAAAGCGAAGCAGUUCAAUUCAAGGAGCUGUCAGAAUUCCUACCAGUUUUAGGAAAGUCAAGAACUAA
Messenger RNA from Fraxinus pennsylvanica, 594 nucleotides. The record is from the annotation of a GenBank genome assembly. Lineage: Eukaryota; Viridiplantae; Streptophyta; Magnoliopsida; Lamiales; Oleaceae.